GGAAACUCGGCAAGGGGCCCCAGGCGGCCCAGCGGUACCCUGGCUCACACCAGAACCGUUCGAAUGACAAGGGGUGUCCUGCCUGAAAACGCCUUGCGGGGCUCAGCUUCCCCUUAGCUACACUGCUUUACAGGUAGAGAGCGGCCCUGAAUCCUGGGCAGAGGCUGGGCUCAGGAGCAUGUGCCAGCAUAGUGGGGCUAUUAGAGGGGACGGUUAAUACAGCCUGCAAGCUGUCAUUUAUCAGUAAGUAUUCAAUGAAGUCCGCCAGGAGCCCACGUCUAUGCUAGGCCCUCUACAAUACCAGCUUAGGAAAGAUAGUGGCGGUAUCUAGCACGGUUCCUAAGACCAUUAGCUCCAGUCAGGCUCCCCGACUUUAAAUUCGGCCUCUACUGCUUCACAUCUGUGGACUGUCAGCCACUUUCUUCAUAUAUGUUCUUUCCAUUGCCUCAUUUCUGAAACUGUGGCCAAAUAAACCCACUUGGAAUUAUUCAACCUUUGCUGAACUUCUUGAGUAGAUGUAACUAAGAGGUGACUAUAAUUGGAGAAUUCUUAAGAGUUUCACUAUAUUAUGAAAAUGUGUGCUUAAAGUUGGUAAUCAUAAAAAAUAAUUUUGAAAUGGCAGGACCUCCUGGACAUAUUGUCUACCCUAAGCACCAGGCUGGACACAUUGGGAAACAGGCUGGCCACCUGGGCUCCCAGGCCUUCUACCCAGGACGUCAGCAUGACUACCUAGUCCCACCUGCUGGCACAGCUGGCAUUCCUGUUCAAAAUCAGCCAGGUAGACCUGCAGGGGUACCAUGGAUGCCAGCACCACCGCCACCAUUAAACUGUCCGCCAGGAUUGGAAUACUUAAGUCAGAUAGAUAUGAUACUAAUUCAUCAGCAAAUUGAACUUCUGGAAGUUCUUUUCAGUUUUGAAAGUAGUAACGUGUAUGAAAUCAAGAACAGCUUUGGGCAGAGGAUUUAUUUUGCAGCAGAAGAUACUAAUUUCUGUAUCCGAAAUUGCUGUGGGCGGUCUAGACCUUUUACCUUGAGGAUUACUGAUAAUGUGGGUCGAGAAGUCAUAACUCUGGAAAGACCACUAAGAUGUAACUGUUGUUGUUGCCCCUGCUGCCUUCAGGAGAUAGAAAUCCAAGCUCCUCCUGGUGUACCAGUAGGUUAUGUUACUCAGACCUGGCACCCAUGUCUAACAAAGUUUACAAUUCAAAAUCAGAAAAGAGAGGAUGUACUAAAAAUUAGUGGUCCAUGUAUCGUGUGCAGCUGUAUUGCGGGUGUUGAUUUUGAGAUUACAUCUCUUGAUGAACAAAUUGUGGUUGGCAGGAUUUCUAAGCACUGGUCUGGGUUUUUAAGAGAGGCAUUUACUGAUGCUGACAACUUUGGGAUCCAAUUCCCUAGAGACCUUGAUGUUAAAAUGAAAGCCGUGAUGAUUGGUGCCUGUUUCCUCAUUGACUACAUGUUUUUUGAAAGAACUAGGUAAUGACUGGACUGUCAGAGUGUGGGAGUGGAUUAAUGAUUCCGGAUCUUUGGCUAGGCAAAAUGAAACUAUAACUGAUCUAAACGGUUCCUUCCUUCUUCUACUGUGCAAGGAAGAUGUGAGGAAAAACUCGCACACUAUCUGUGGAACUCAUUUAAAUUCAAAUACUAGAUAAACAUUUCGCAUUGAAUAUUUACAUGGAGAAAAAUCAUCAAACAUCAACAAUUAUCAAGUUAAUUAAUAAAAAUACUAGGUAUUGCAAAAAA
Pan troglodytes (chimpanzee) is the source of this 1739-nucleotide messenger RNA. It is a transcript of the gene PLSCR2, whose product is annotated as phospholipid scramblase 2. The record is from RefSeq and is a predicted model, not a curated record. Bases 616 to 1476 code for a protein of 286 amino acids. The transcript is spliced from 9 exons. NCBI's taxonomy places the organism in Eukaryota, Metazoa, Chordata, Mammalia, Primates, Hominidae. Gene Ontology annotation, molecular function: phospholipid scramblase activity. Gene Ontology annotation, cellular component: plasma membrane. Gene Ontology annotation, biological process: plasma membrane phospholipid scrambling.